AUGGUGUCACAAUUACUCGACCAUGUCGACCAGGAAAAAGGCCCGGACAUCACUUUAGCUACAGACGACCUGCCAGACUAUGCGCAGCGCCCGAAAUGCUUCAACUCGACUUUUCAAGAAUGUCUUUUUGUUCUAACGGCGACAAUGGCUAUCGGCCAACAAUCCUUCUUCCAGGGCGCUAUUGUGGGAGUCACCGCGUCCAUUGGGUCCGAUUUAAAUAUGAACUCGGCGGAGAUUACCUGGAUCAAUGCCGGUGCCUCUCUUAGCAGCGGUGCCUUCUUGCUGACCUUUGGCAAGCUCGCCGAUAUGUUUGGCCGCAAGGUGCUCUUUAUUAUCGGCAUGGCGGGCUUCACACUUUCGCUCUUGGUCGCCGGAUUUGCGACCAAUGCAAUCUAUAUGGAUGUCUUCUCCGGUAUCCUAGGUCUAUUUGCCGCUGCGGUUGUCCCACCAGCUGUGGGGGCUCUAGGCGCGGUAUACGAAAAGCCGUCAAUACGAAAGAAUCGGGCCUUUGCUUGCUUUAGUGCGGGCAAUCCACUUGGGUUCGUGGGUGGCAUGAUUAUCUCUGGCGUCGCAUCGCAUGAGUAUAACUGGCGUGCCUCGUUUUGGGCGCUGGCUGUCGUCUAUGCCAUCUUCACCGUACUUACAGUCUGGACUGUGCCACCGGAUGGAUUCUCUCGGACCCCAGUCAGUAUUGAAGCUGUCAAGCAAUUCGAUCUCUUUGGCACUGCGUUGGUGGUCGUCGGAUUUGCUUUUUUCUCCAGCUCCCUUUCAUUGGCUGGCGAUGCUCCCGAUGGUUGGAAGACUGGCUACGUCCUCGCUCUUUUUAUUGUGGGCUUCUUCCUUCUCGUUGGAUUUCUGUACUGGCAGUCCGUCGUAGAAAACCCUCUGAUGCCCCUGUGGGUGUGGAAGGACCGCAAUUUCUCGUUGCUCAUGGCAACCUUUUGUCUUGGUUUCAUGGGAUUUGCAGCGGUCUCUUUCUAUCUUUCACUGUACCUUCAGGAGGUCAAACAUCUUACAGCACUCGAUAUCACCGCGCGGCUACUCCCCAUGGUCGUCAGUGGCGUGCUUGUUAAUGUGGUCUGCGGUCUGAUUCUGCACCGCGUGAGCAACACUUUAUUAACCGGCAUCGGGGCUUUGGCGUAUACCGCCUCCUUCCUAAUUCUGAGCUUCAUGAAGGAAGACGCUAUCUACUGGGAAUACAUCUUCCCGGCGCUUGUUCUCAUCGUGGUGGGUGCUGACAUCCAGUUUAACGUAACAAAUAUGUACGUGAUGUCUUCGCUUCCUCCGUCCCAGCAAUCUAUUGCGGGCAGUAUCUUCAAUACUGUCAGCAAGCUUUGUAAUAACCUGGGCCUUGGCAUUGCGACGUCCGUCAAUAAUGCUGUUGCCAAUCAAAUGACGGCCACUACGCCUGCUAUUCGCCCUUACUUAGCGGUCUAUUGGUUCGCUGCCGCGGCGGCCGGCUUGUCCCUGGUUAUGGUUCCUUUCUUGACGCUGGGCACACAAGGCGAUGCUACUCCUGCAAAAAACGAUCAACCAGUAGCCACAGGCGAUGAGACCGGAGAACUAAGCGAAAAUAAUACAAUCGUAAAUGAAUUAACGGACGCUGAGACUCGCACCGCCACUCCAGUUGAGGAGUCGGGAAAGCAGCAACAGCAGUGA
This is a messenger RNA of Penicillium macrosclerotiorum, 1659 nucleotides long. RefSeq lists its product as uncharacterized. Lineage: Eukaryota; Fungi; Ascomycota; Eurotiomycetes; Eurotiales; Aspergillaceae. The transcript has 5 exons. Gene Ontology annotation, biological process: transmembrane transport. The record is from RefSeq and is a predicted model, not a curated record. Gene Ontology annotation, cellular component: membrane. Gene Ontology annotation, molecular function: transmembrane transporter activity. Bases 1 to 1659 code for a protein of 552 amino acids.